Molecule: messenger RNA, 2705 nt
Organism: Sclerotinia trifoliorum
Lineage: Eukaryota; Fungi; Ascomycota; Leotiomycetes; Helotiales; Sclerotiniaceae
Source: the annotation of a GenBank genome assembly
UUUUUUCUAAUUUCUUGUCGCUUGACAGUCAAAACGGCGGAGAGAAUUAUUUGAUUAGAAAUUGUAGAUGUCAAUUAAGGAUUCUGAUGUUAGUGUUAUUUAUGUACAGUAAUCCUAUAACUUGACCUGUUUCGAAUUCUUGUUUUCCACCAACAUUGGUUUUAUAAGAGGCCUGCCCUCAUCCAUAUCAAGGCUUCAGUCCCCUCACUUCUCCACCCCUCCCUCAUCUUGACCCUUUCAACUCUACCGAGUCAAGAUUCCUCAACUAUAUAUCUUUCCAUGAAAAGAUCAUUGGGAGCGACCCGCGGUUUUGUUCAUCAAUAUACUCAGCAUUCACUUUCUACUCCUCCCACAUUCUUACGUCGAAACGGUAACCGUGGGGAUUUCAUUGCGUCUUUUCGGAGGAUAGAAACAUUUGCGCCUCUUCGUCGCAACGAUUCUGAAGUCCACUCAGACAUUUUGAGACUCAAGGGACUGGAAAAUACGGAAAAGCGCACGAAUCUACUUCCUAACUCCGCUUUGGAACGGUCGAGCGCUAUAACAUAUACCUGUAAUCGAAGCCUAUCCUCAUUGUCACCCAAUCAAUCUAAAAAGGCCAAUACUUCUCGUGAAACAUCUUUACCAGCACCUGUGCAAAGCAGCUUAGGAAACUGGGGUACCGUUACUCUUUUACUUCUUACAUUUAUUAGCAGCGCAUUUCUCUAUACUUCAACCCAAGGUCAAUCAAAGACACACAAACCUAAAUUACAAGAAAUCGAUCUCGAGCAAGAAUAUUACGAAUAUUACAAAAUGACAGGCGAAACGCUUUCAGGUCGACCUGGCACAUUAACCGCACACGAAGAGGAGAAAUUACGAGAAUUUUGGGUUGCCACUCUACAAGUCUUUGGCGUACUUGAUCCUCACGCCGACACCAAUGGAACCAGUGGCGAUACAGAAGUGAGCAAUGGUGUCGCAAAAUCGGAUACCUCGGCUUCUGAGAAGCCCAAGAAGAAGAGAUUCUCUGCUCUGCGUAGGAAACAUAAGGAUGAUGAUUCAGCAUCUACGAAAUCUUCGAGCGCUACAUCGCGCAUCUCAAAUGCUUCUGAUGCGGAGGAUAAAUAUGGACAAACUAAGGAAUUCCACGAUGCCUUGGCUAGUCUGCCGCCGGCAUCUAUUCGUGCGGCAUUCUGGAGCAUGGUGAAAUAUGAUCAUCCAGAUGCACUUCUAUUGCGGUUCUUGCGAGCCAGAAAAUGGGAUGUGGAUAAGGCAUUGGUCAUGAUGAUUUCUACCAUGAGAUGGAGGGCUUCGGAUAUGCAUGUUGAUGAUGAUAUCAUGAAAAAUGGAGAAUUAGGUGCUCUUGAAGAUGAGAAGGGGACUGACGCCGAAAAGAAGAAACAAGCCGAGGGAUUCCUUAUGCAAAUGCGUUUGGGAAAAAGUUUUUUGCAUGGGAAAGAUAAGUAUGUAUUCUGACGUUCUAUAUCUACCGAUUCGUCUCUUGGUUAUCCCUCUGCCGCGGAAUUCUAUCACAUUUGCUAACAUGAAAUUCUUCCAGAGCCGGGAGACCAAUGUGCUUUGUGAGAGCUCGCUUACACAAGCAAGGCGAGCAGACAGAGGAGAGUUUAGAAAAAUAUACAGUUUUCAUUAUCGAAUCGGCUAGGAUGCUCUUGGAGCCGCCGAUAGACACUGCUGUAGGGAUACAUUCUUCAUGUUUUGUUCUAUUAAUAGCUGAAGUACUGAUCAUACAAUAGUGUGUAGUAUUUGAUUUGACAGGAUUUUCCCUGGCCAACAUGGUAAGUGAAAUUACUCGACUUAUGAACUAUGUUACUAAUCACAUCAUAGGACUAUGCACCCGUCAAAUUCAUGAUCAAAUGUUUUGAAGCCAACUACCCGGAAUGUCUCGGUGUAGUAUUAGUCCAUAGAGCACCAUGGGUAUUCCAAGGUACACAUCUUUCCUCCAACUCCAGACUCUAAUCACUAACACCAAGCAGGCAUCUGGAAAAUCAUCCGAGGCUGGCUCGAUCCUGUUGUAGCAAGCAAAGUACACUUCACAAACAACGUAGAAGAAAUGUCCGAGUUUGUUGCCCGUUCUCAAAUCCUCAAAGAACUAGGCGGCGACGAAGAGUGGGAAUACAAAUUCGUAGAACCCGUUCCCGGCGAAAACGACAAGAUGAAAGAUACAGCAACGAGAGACAAACUUCUCACCGAAAGAGAAGCAAUCGUAGAUAAAUAUGAAAAAGCUACAAUCGAAUGGAUCAAUUCCGAAGGAAGCAAACCGGAACUCAAGACCAAGAGAACCGAAUUGGCAAAGGAAUUAAGAGAUGAUUAUUGGAAAUUGGAUCCCUAUGUCAGAGCGAGGAGUUUGUAUGAUCGAGUAGGUGUUGUGAAUGCGGGGGGAAAGUUGGAUUUUUAUCCGAAGGUUAAGGGGUCGGAGACUCAAACUCAGACUCAAACCCCGGUUGCAACGUCAAAGGUGGAAACCUCGGCGGAUGAUAUUGAUUAGGAGAGAAGGGGAAAGGGAGGGAAAGGACAAGAGAAAGGGAAACGGAAUGGGAAUGGGAAUAGAAAUGGAAAGAGAGAAAGGGAAACGGAAUGGAAAUGGAAAUGGAAAGAGAGAAAAAGAAAGGAAAAGAGAUAUGAGAUAUACGAAUAGAAAGAAAAGAAGAUUUAUAAUACCUAGGGAAGAAUAGAAUGAAUUGAGAGAGUUAGAAAGUUAAUAUGUGAGAGAU